Messenger RNA from Morus notabilis, 2440 nucleotides. RefSeq names its product protein TRANSPORT INHIBITOR RESPONSE 1. Gene Ontology annotation, cellular component: SCF ubiquitin ligase complex. The record is from RefSeq and is a predicted model, not a curated record. Gene Ontology annotation, biological process: SCF-dependent proteasomal ubiquitin-dependent protein catabolic process. The transcript has 3 exons. Bases 238 to 1995 code for a protein of 585 amino acids. Lineage: Eukaryota; Viridiplantae; Streptophyta; Magnoliopsida; Rosales; Moraceae. Gene Ontology annotation, molecular function: protein binding.
UCUUUUCUUUCUAUCCUAUUUUUUACUCUCUCUCUCUCCGCUCUCUGCAAGUAUAAGCUCGUCAAUGGAGUCUCAGAUCUAACCAAGAGCUCAAAUCUGAAAGAAAAACAGCACGCGCUCCGCGAACGGCGUCUUUUUCUUGCGAACUCUGCGAAAUCGAGAGCUCAGGAAGUGUGAGAGAGAGGGGGAAAGUCUUCGGAAGAGUUUCGGGAGAAGACUCUGGAAGUGGUGGCGGUAAUGCUGAGAAUGGCGAGCUCGUUUCCCGAGGAGGUGCUGGAGCACGUGUUCUCGUUCAUACAGUCGGACGCCGAUCGGAACUCGAUCUCGAUGGUGUGCAAGUCGUGGUACGAGAUCGAGCGGUGGUGCCGGAGGAGGAUCUUUGUCGGCAACUGCUACGCUGUGAGCCCUAGAAUGGUGAUCAGGAGGUUCCCGGAUGUGAGAUCCAUCGAGCUGAAGGGGAAGCCGCACUUCGCCGACUUCAAUCUGGUGCCGGAGGGCUGGGGUGGCUAUGUCGACCCUUGGAUCUCCGCCAUGGCCAUGGCCUACCCCUGGCUUGAGGAGAUCAGGCUCAAGAGGAUGGUCGUCACGGACGAGAGCUUGGAGCUAAUAGCCAAGUCCUUCAAGAACUUCAAGGCCUUGGUGCUCUCCUCCUGCGAGGGUUUCAGCACCGACGGCCUCGCCGCCAUUGCGGCCAAUUGCAGGAAUUUGCGAGAGCUAGACUUGCGGGAGAGUGAUGUGGAUGAUCUGAGUGGCCACUGGCUCAGCCAUUUUCCUGAUACUUACACCUCACUAGUUUCCCUUGACAUUUCCUGCUUAGGGUCUGAGAUGAGUUUCACUGCCUUGGAACGCCUCGUGGGUAGGUGUCCCAACUUGAGGAGUUUGCGGCUUAACCGGACUGUACCUAUUGAGAAGCUAGCCAACCUACUUCGGCAAGCACCUCAGCUAGUUGAGUUAGGCACAGGAGCCUACUCAGCUGAGUUGCGACCUGAAGUCUUCUCGAACCUAGCAGGAGCUCUUUCAGGCUGCAAGGAAUUGAAGAGCCUAUCUGGGUUUUGGGAAGCAGUGCCGGCUUAUCUUCCAGCUGUUUACUCUAUUUGCCCUGGGCUGACAUCAUUAAACUUGAGUUAUGCUGCUAUCCAGAGCCCACACCUUAUCAAGCUUCUUAGCCAUUGUCCGAAAUUGCAGCGUCUAUGGGUUUUGGAUUACAUUGAAGAUGUUGGCCUUGAGGCACUAGCAGCAUCUUGCAAGGAUUUGCGAGAACUAAGAGUAUUUCCAUCGGACCCAUUCGUGGCAGAACCAAACGUGUCAUUGACAGAACAGGGCCUUGUCUCUGUUUCUGGAGGCUGUCCAAAGCUUCAUUCAGUUCUGUAUUUCUGCCGUCAAAUGUCUAACGCUGCCUUGACGACCAUUGCCAGGAACAGACCCAACUUUACAUGCUUUCGACUCUGUAUUAUUGAGCCACGAACUCCUGAUUACCUGACCCUCGGGCCACUGGAUGCGGGUUUUGGAGCUAUUGUUGAGCACUGCAAGGACCUUCGGCGCUUAUCUGUCUCUGGUCUCCUUACCGAUCGUGCCUUUGAGUACAUUGGUACUUAUGCAAAGAAGCUAGAGAUGCUGUCUCUUGCUUUUGCCGGAGACAGUGAUUUGGGGCUUCACCAUGUCUUGUCUGGUUGCGAAAAUCUUCGGAAGCUGGAGAUCAGGGACUGCCCAUUUGGUGACAAGGCACUUUUGGCCAAUGCUGCAAAGCUGGAGACAAUGCGAUCCCUUUGGAUGUCUUCUUGCAUGGUGAGUUAUGGAGCAUGUAAGCUGCUUGGUCAGAAGAUGCCCAGGCUAAACGUUGAGGUUAUUGAUGAGAGGGGACCUCCAGAUACAAGGCCCGAGAGCUGCCCUGUUGAGAAGCUCUACAUUUAUCGGUCUGUUGCCGGGCCAAGAUUCGACAUGCCUGGCUUUGUUUGGACGAUGGAUGAAGAUUCUUCUGCACUACGGCUUUCUUGAAAAGAUCGCAAGUUUCAAGCCACAUAAUUCAAACCCCUCUGAUGUCUCGAGUUGAAAGUGAAAAAAUAUAGCAGGUACAUGCUUUAUAGGGUACUCACUGUUCUCCAUUUGAUUUAUAUCGUAGCUUAAUAUAUGUUGCAGCAAGCUCUGAUUGGAGUAAAACCAGGGGUAUGCAGAGUAAUACAGAGAGAGAGAGAGAGAGAGAGAGAGAGAGAGAGAGAGAGAGAGAGAGGCACAAGAGCUCGAUUGCCAUUCAUUUUACUCUUUGGCUGAGCUAUGCGAUACCAAUUAGUAGUAAUAUUAAUAAAAAGAGAGAGAUAUAAACUCCUGUUGUCGUAUGUAUUCAUUCAGAACAGAGUUUUAAUUUUAUUCGGGAAUCCUUCAGUAUACUAUUUAUCUGCAGACUUAUUUAUAUUUUCGCAUGUUUAUGCAUUUAUUUGUGCUG